Cyprinus carpio (common carp) is the source of this 2014-nucleotide messenger RNA. It is a transcript of the gene ppp2r2cb, whose product is annotated as protein phosphatase 2, regulatory subunit B, gamma b. The transcript is spliced from 11 exons. Gene Ontology annotation, biological process: peptidyl-serine dephosphorylation. NCBI's taxonomy places the organism in Eukaryota, Metazoa, Chordata, Actinopteri, Cypriniformes, Cyprinidae. Gene Ontology annotation, cellular component: cytosol; protein phosphatase type 2A complex. The record is from RefSeq and is a predicted model, not a curated record. Gene Ontology annotation, molecular function: protein phosphatase regulator activity; protein binding.
GCCUCUUCGUGUGGACUUACUGCUCAUAAACCCCAUGACGCUUUGCAGCAGACCUUCAUGCUGAUGGCUGAAAAAUGGAUGGUGUGCUGCUCAUCCAUCAGACAAACACGCACCUUCACAGACACCUUUUGUACAAACCAUCACAGCAAUGGAACUGAAUGAAUAUAUCAGCAACUGAACACGAUUGUUAGCACAGCAAUGUGACAGAAGGAUUGGUAGAGCUGCAGCCCCGCCCUUGGUUCUGUCCCAGAAUGCUGAGCCCAGUUCUCUGUUCCGAUCUCGCAGCCUUGGAGCCAGAGUACACAGAGGCUGAUGUCAUCUCUACGGUGGAGUUCAACCAGACUGGAGAGUUCUUGGCCACAGGAGAUAAGGGUGGGAGGGUCGUCAUCUUUCAGAGAGAACCACAGGGAGAAUAUAAUGUUUACAGUACAUUUCAGAGUCAUGAGCCUGAGUUCGAUUACCUGAAAAGUUUGGAGAUUGAAGAGAAAAUCAAUAAGAUUCGCUGGCUGCCUCCGCAUAACCCCGCCCACUUCCUCCUCACCACCAAUGACAAGACCAUAAAGCUGUGGAAGGUGAGUGAGCGAGAUAAGCGAGCAGAAGGCUAUAAUCUGAGAGAUGAGGAGGGCAGACUGAAGGACCUCUCUACGGUCACCACUCUACAGGUCCCUGUCCUGCGGCCGAUGGAUCUCCUGGUGGAGGCGUCCCCACGGCGUGUUUUUGCUAACGGACAUGCAUAUCACAUCAACUCCAUCAGUGUCAACAGUGACUGUGAGACGUACCUGUCUGCCGACGAUCUGAGAAUUAACCUGUGGCAUCUCAACAUCACUGACCGCAGCUUCAGUAUCCUCAUGCGUCAUAUUAAUUUAGAAGUUUUAAGUGGAGUGAUUGGGGUGGCUGAGUUUGGUGAUCAUUGUUGUUGAGUUUUAGCCUUCAGCAGCAGCACAGGAACCACACGCCUCUGUGACAUGAGAGCCCGCGCACUCUGUGACCAGCAUGCCAAACUGUUUGAAGAAGCAGUGGAUCCAUCCCGCCGAUCCUUCUUCUCCGAGAUCGUUUCCUCGGUGUCAGAUGUGAAGUUCAGUCACAGCGGCCGCUACCUGCUCACUAGAGAUUACCUCACCGUUAAAGUCUGGGACCUCAACAUGGAAAAUAAACCACUGGAAACGUACCAGGUCCACGACUACUUGCGAACCAAAUUGUGCUCUUUGUAUGAAAGCGAUUGUAUUUUUGACAAGUUUGAAUGUGCCUGGAAUGGAACGGACAGCGUGAUCAUGACAGGCGCUUACAACAACUACUUCCGAAUGUUUGACCGGGCGAGUCUGCGUGACGUGACUCUGGAGGCCAGUCGGGAGGUGUGCAAGCGGAGGGCGGUCCUGCAGCCGCGCCGGGUGUGCGUGGGCAAGAAACGAAAAGAGACGGACGUAAGCGUGGACAGUCUGGACUUCAGGAAGAAAAUCCUCCAUACCGCCUGGCAUCCCAAAGAAAACAUCAUCGCCAUCGCAGCCAGCAACAACCUGUACAUUUUUCAGGACAGAAUGGCGCCGAACGGACAUCACAACACGCCGGAAAUACAGAGUGCGCCUCCCAAGUAGAAGACGCAGGCCAAAUCAGACGUUCUUCAGUAUGGUGCAACACAUGCUAAAUUCACUUAAUUUUCCGACCCUUUAUGACCACAUUUCCAAUCUGGAUUCAGUGUCGCCAGCAUCAGAACAAUCUCAAGAACUAUUAUGAACAUAUAUGACCCCGAAAAUCGAAUGAUACAAACUAUAACUGUGGUCCUGAAUGAGAAUGUUUUGCUCAGAUUCAGUGCUAUCGCAUGGCAUGCCGUAUGAACACUUGGGUUAGAUAAUGUUCACGUGAUUCAGAUCGCACAUGCAUGUUUACAAAGCUGUCUGCUCAUGAACAGGGCUUAUUUAACAAUGAUGAUUGUAAACGAAUCAGAGCCUUUACGAUGCUUUAUAAUGCUCUGCAGUGCUUGUUUAGAGUUAAUGUCUGUUCGUUCUUCUCAGGCUUU